Molecule: messenger RNA, 2012 nt
Organism: Neoarius graeffei (lesser salmon catfish)
Lineage: Eukaryota; Metazoa; Chordata; Actinopteri; Siluriformes; Ariidae
Gene: hgfac
Product: hepatocyte growth factor activator
Exons: 15
Coding region: 67-1893 (608 amino acids)
Biological process (GO): zymogen activation; blood coagulation
Cellular component (GO): extracellular region
Molecular function (GO): serine-type endopeptidase activity; calcium ion binding
Source: RefSeq, a predicted model, not a curated record
GCACGCCACAUCAGGCGGUGUGUUAGUGUGGGUUACAGCUCAGUAUCAGCCGGAGACGCAGCAGGAAUGGUCGUCCUCGAGUGGUCGGUGCUGGCGCGACUUUUCGUCUCGUGCCUCACGUGUUUGACGCUGCAGCGCGGCGCGUGCGGUGUUCGAACGCGCAAGCAGCCUCCUGGGAUUGAGAUCUUUAUCUCCACGCAGUCAGUCACUGCAGGUCAAAAAGUCCUCACCAUAGAGGGUAGGGAGUGUAAGUUUCCAUUCAGAUUGGGUGGGACUGUUUAUCAUCAGUGCAUUGCACUGAGUUCUGGCAGACAGUGGUGCUCCCUCACCAAUAACUUCGACCGGGACAUGAAGUGGGGAUAUUGUAGUUCUCAGACACGCCUCUUCAACACUGCUUUCCACAGUAUCACUGAGCAAAGCCUGUGCAAUCCGAACCCGUGUAAGAACGGCGGAGUGUGUACUGCGGUUCCUUACCAGCGUUCGUUUGAGUGUGUGUGUCCAGAUGCUUUCACGGGAGCCAAGUGUGAACUGAAAAAGUGCUAUGAGCCACUGCACCUGAGGCAUUACAACAUAGGGGAGGUGUGGGGACGAAUCCACCUGCGUAACGCCGAGCAGUGCACGUGCAGCAGAGACGGAGUGUCUUGUAGGCGCACACGUUACAGAGUAUGUCCAACUAAUCCUUGUGAGAAUGAAGGAAGCUGCAGAAUAAUUGAAACAACAAGAGAGGCGGUGUGUGCCUGCAGGCCAGGCUACACAGGAUCAUACUGUAGCAUCUCUCCUGAGGAAAGAUGCUAUAAAGAGUCAGGUGUCCAGUAUCGUGGCACUGCAAACAUUACCCUCUCUGGCGCCCACUGCCUGCCCUGGAGCUCAGACCUCUUGUACAAUGAGCUCUCGCCGGACACUUUACAUGAUGCCUCCCAACGGGGACUCGGGGACCAUGCGUUCUGCAGGAACCCUGAUAAUGACAAGAAACCCUGGUGCUACACAAUGAACAAUGGAGUGAUUUCCUGGGAAUACUGUGAUGUGCCAUCUUGCCAUAGAGGGCAAUCUUCUCGUAAAGAUCCCGUUCCAGCCCCUCUUCCCACUUCCAUGCCCGGUCCGAAACACACCUGUGGCAAGAGAAACUCAAAGAGAGUUUCUCACGGAAGAAUCCACAGAGGCACUUCGGCGAUGCCCGGCUCUCACCCCUGGAUGGCGGCGCUGUAUAUCGGUGAUGAGUUCUGUGCUGGCAGCUUGGUCUCAUCCUGCUGGGUGAUUUCAGCUGCUCACUGCUUCCUCCGCAAUCCGUUGCUGUCGGUGGUGCGUGUAGUCCUUGGUCAGCACAGUUUUAAUGUCUCGAGCUCCAACACGCAGACAUUUGGGAUAGAAAAGUAUGUUUUCUACAACCAGUAUAAUCAGUUCAGCCCAACAGUGCAUGAUAUUGUCCUUGUGAAGCUGAAGAAGGUCAAUGGGCGCUGCGCUCGUAAAAACAAGUUCAUUCGGCCGAUCUGUCUGCCGGAUGAGUCCAUGAUAUUCCCAGAUUACAUGUGCUGCACCAUCACAGGCUGGGGACACAUGCAGGAGAAGGGAAACUCAUAUUCGUCGCUGAGAGAAGGAAUUGUGAAGCUUAUUCCAGAUGAGAAGUGUUCCUCUCCUGAAGUGUAUGGCUCGGAGGUGAGAAAGGGGAUGCUGUGUGCAGGUAGUGAAAACUGCGUGGAUGCUUGUCAGGGAGACUCCGGCGGGCCUCUGGCAUGUGUGUGUAACGAUGUGAGUUUUCUCUAUGGCAUCAUUAGUUGGGGUGAUGGUUGUGGACGAACAGGGAAACCAGGUGUCUACACCAAAGUCAUCAAUUACAUCACAUGGAUCAAUGACAUCAUCCGGCGCAAAAAACCCUCCCGGAGAAAAGGACUUUAGCGUGUGUAUUAGCAUACAACUGGCAUGUUUUUUUUAUUUUUUUAAAUGAACUGUGAAUGAAUACUACCUUUUAUAAUCUAAUAAAUUAUAAUGAAACUAUGACGUGUUAUAUCCUUAUG